GCGGCUAUCGAGCCCGCAAACGGGCCGCUGCCACCGCGAGCCACACACGCGAUGCAUGCGGGCACCUAGCGGAUACACGCGCGCGGGCCUCAUGGGCACCGUGCUGAGCUUCAGCCCGCGAGAGCGGCGACCGCCCGCAGCCGCUCCACCGCCCGAUCGCGCCGCGCUCGCUUAUUCCUACGAACGACUCAACAACGCUAAGAACAGAGAGAACCGCGAUGAGCGUACACGGGACGAGCGUCGCGCCACCCUCGACGAUGCCGCCAAGAUUAUCUCAGAAAAAACCGCCCUCGAGAAAAACCUCAAGAAGCAUUCGUUGUUUAUCAACGCGCUAUCAUGGAAGAGGUUCUCAACCGCCAAUAAUAAUAAGAAAAAGUUAGAAUGCAAGAGCAAGAGCGUUUCGACGUUCCGGGCGCCUCUCACAGACAAUGCCCCACUCGAUAGGAACAAGAACGUCAGCGUCGGUGGUGCGAUAUACGCGCGGGCACCGGUGGCACCUCUUCCACCACCGCCGACGGAGGUAGCGCGCACUAAUGCGCUAAAUAACAAUGUGUGCUACGCGGAGAAGCUACCUACGACAGCAGUGGGGACGGCCCCGGUGCCGGCGCCGAGGAAGACGGUGAUACAAGCAUCGACAUCGGAGCUGCUCAAGUGCCUGGGCAUGUUCCUGCAUGCGCGGUGCCACCGCCUGCGCGACUUCCAGGCUGGCGACGCCGUGAUGUGGCUGCGAACUGUCGACCGAUCAUUGCUCCUGCAAGGUUGGCAGGACGUGGCGUUUAUAAAUCCAGCUAAUGUGGUCUUCGUGUACAUGCUUGUUCGUGAGCUGGUCGACGGGGAGCGGAUAGCCCGUCCACAAGAGCUGCAGGCCGUGGUUCUCACCUGCCUGUACCUCUCCUACUCUUACAUGGGUAACGAAAUUUCCUACCCCCUCAAGCCCUUCUUGGUAGAGGACUCAAAGGACAAAUUCUGGGAUCGUUGCCUUCUCAUCGUCGACAGACUCUCAUUUAACAUGUUAAGAAUUAACUCCGAGCCUGGUUUCUUCACUGAGGUGUUCACAGAGCUGAAGGCGUGUGGCGCUGUGGAUAGCCCCCCGCCGGCCCCUCCACACCCCGCCCCCGCCCCCCCACACGCUAUGACAGCUGCCUGACAUACAGAGGUUGCUGUGCUCAGGCUAGCACUAACAGACCGCCCAAGUCGUGUUUGAUGUCGGCUUUUUACUACAGAAGCUCUUGGUCAAUCGUCGAUUGUAAAGUGGACGACUAAUCACACGUAUAGAUAAUUUAUAACAGAAUUGAAUAUAAAUUAAUAUUGUAUAACCUCGUGUGAUCGAUGUAUGCAAGGCUUGUAUUAGACAAAAUUAAAUUUCUUUAGAUUCCUUUAACUAAAUUCCAAGGAAAUAAAGCCUUAUUUAUAUCAUAAAUGUUAAAAUAUAAACGAUCAAUUGCUAAGCAUUUAACGUUUUCAUAUGAUUGACCGAGAUUUUCUAAUGAAAGUAGUAUAAAACAAAAUGGCGGUUACUAUAACAGAUCUAGACGAAAGCAUAAUAUUCAAAAGAUUUUAAAAUGUGAUAAUAGCAGAAAAAUGCAAUUAUUAAGAUCAUUUUAAAGAAAAUCGUGAAAUGUCACGAUUCAUAUAACACAUUACUGAUGCAGUCCCGGUUUAUAACUUAUAGAACUGUUUCACUUAAAAUAAAAAAGCAACUUUACCUCAUUUUGUUUAGUUAGAAACAGUUCUAUAAAUAACAGCCAAUCCAAACACUUGAUUAAAAACAUCAAUAAUUUCCAAUUUGACUUUCGAACGUAACGGUAAGAGAAUAUAAAAUGGCUACCCUCUCGUCGUACGUUUAGAAACAAUUGAAACGAUAGAACAUUAAUACGUUCACUUGUGAGCUCUUCACACUGAAUAGUAAAACUGUACUUUCUAUGUCUGUAUUAUGGUAGGUAAUUGUCUGAUAAUCUUAUUUUCCAAGCUGCUCACUCAUAGCGGCGUUCUAGUCCAAUAGCGCAGCGUUAGAUAGUAAGUUAAGAGUUUCGUAAUGUAGCGAAUGAUUGUAUUGCCAUAUAGUUAGAUGAUAUUAGCGAAAUGUCUGGCAGGCGGGAGGAUGCAAUAAUGCGGGAACACCGUCGUGAUUUACCGGGAAACCCUUCUAAAAUGUGUACGUACGUAUGGCCGGCUCAAAGCGGAAUGACCUAUUAAGGCAAUGAAAUAUAUUGUAUUUAAAAAAAUAGGUGAAAUUUUGCGAAUGAUUAAGCGUUUUGUACAGUAAUAACGAUUAAAUAUAUUAAGUCCUAAAUAAUAGUCUAGUUUAGAAAAAUGGCAGGUAUUAAAUACGCCUGAAGUGACACUCGGUCUAAAUAACUGAACUUCAUGUAGCUUAAUACUUGAAAUAAGAUACUUAUGAGCUCAGACUUGUAAUAUUGAUGUCAUAGUUACACUAUAAUGAUAAAAAUGUAUACCUUAAGAUAUUGUUCUUGAAUUUAUCGCACUUAAUAAAUAUUUACCAAAUCGUUUGUUUUAAAGGUUAUUAAUAAAUAAAAAUAAUUUAUAGGGCGUGGCAUUUCCAAAUUAUGAGGAUUAUUAUAUUAAUACGAUUUGUAAAUUAUGAG
Messenger RNA from Vanessa tameamea, 2606 nucleotides. RefSeq names its product cyclin-dependent kinase 5 activator 1 (gene Cdk5alpha). NCBI's taxonomy places the organism in Eukaryota, Metazoa, Arthropoda, Insecta, Lepidoptera, Nymphalidae. The record is from RefSeq and is a predicted model, not a curated record. The coding region runs from base 56 to 1147 and encodes 363 amino acids. Gene Ontology annotation, biological process: axon guidance. Gene Ontology annotation, cellular component: growth cone; protein kinase 5 complex; cytoplasm. Gene Ontology annotation, molecular function: cyclin-dependent protein serine/threonine kinase activator activity; protein kinase binding. The transcript has 2 exons.